AAGCCAAGGAGAGACGAGAACGAGGGACGACCAGCAAGUACCAAGGUCUGCAGCAGGAGGAGACCGGCUCACAGGAGCAGCAGCAUUGGAAGAGGCACCCGGCAGCCUCCCAGGCAUCCUGGAGGGUCUGCUCCCUGUCUUUCCAAGGAUGAGUCUCCAGGAGAUGUUCCGCUUCCCUUUGGGGCUCCUGCUUGGCUCUGUGCUCCUGGCGGCUUCGGCCCCAGCCACUCUGGAGCCUCCCGGCUGCAGCAACAAGGAGCAACAGGUCACUGUCAGCCACACCUACAAGAUCGAUGUGCCCAAGUCUGCCUUGGUUCAGGUUGACGCUGACCCUCAGCCCUUCAGUGACGAUGGGGCUUCGCUCUUGGCCCUGGGGGAGGCCGGGGAGGAACAGAACAUCAUCUUCAGGCACAACAUCCGCCUUCAGACGCCACAGAAGGACUGUGAGUUGGCAGGCAGUGUCCAGGACCUCCUGGCCCGGGUGAAGAAGCUGGAGGAAGAGAUGGUGGAGAUGAAGGAACAGUGUAGUGCCAAGCGCUGCUGCCAGGGAGUCACUGAUCUAAGCCGCCACUGCAGCGGCCACGGGACCUUCUCCCUGGAGACCUGCAGCUGCCACUGCGAGGAGGGCAGGGAGGGCCCCGCCUGCGAGCGGCUGGCCUGCCCCGGGGCGUGCAGCGGCCACGGGCGUUGCGUGGACGGGCGCUGCCUGUGCCAUGAGCCCUACGUGGGUGCCGACUGCGGCUACCCGGCCUGCCCUGAGAACUGCAGCGGGCACGGCGAGUGCGUGCGCGGCGUAUGCCAGUGCCACGAGGACUUCAUGUCGGAGGACUGCAGCGAGAAGCGCUGUCCCGGCGACUGCAGCGGCCACGGCUUCUGCGACACGGGCGAGUGCUACUGCGAGGAGGGCUUCACAGGCCUGGACUGUGCCCAGGUGGUUGCCCCACAGGGCCUGCAGCUGCUCAAGAACACGGAGGAUUCUCUGCUGGUGAGCUGGGAGCCCUCCAGCCAGGUGGAUCACUACCUCCUUAGCUACUACCCCCUGGGGAAGGAGCUCUCUGGGAAGCAGAUCCAAGUGCCCAAGGAGCAGCGCAGCUAUGAGAUUCUUGGUUUGCUGCCUGGAACCAAGUAUAUAGUCACCCUGCGUAACGUCAAGAAAGAAGUUUCUAGCAGCCCACAGCAUCUACUUGCCACCACAGACCUUGCUGUGCUUGGCACUGCCUGGGUGACAGAUGAGACUGAGAACUCCCUCGACGUGGAGUGGGAAAACCCCUCGACUGAGGUGGACUACUACAAGCUGCGAUAUGGUCCCAUGACAGGGCAGGAGGUAGCCGAGGUCACUGUGCCCAAGAGCAGUGACCCCAAGAGCCGAUAUGACAUCACUGGUCUGCACCCGGGGACCGAGUAUAAGAUCACGGUGGUGCCCAUGAGAGGAGAGCUGGAGGGCAAGCCGAUCCUCCUGAAUGGCAGGACAGAAAUUGACAGUCCAACCAAUGUUGUCACCGAUCGAGUGACUGAAGACACAGCAACUGUCUCCUGGGACCCAGUGCAGGCUGUCAUAGACAAGUAUGUGGUGCGCUACACCUCUGCUGAUGGGGACACCAAGGAAAUGGCAGUGCACAAGGACGAGAGCAGCACUGUCCUGACGGGCCUGAAGCCAGGAGAGGCAUACAAGGUUUACGUGUGGGCUGAAAGGGGCAACCAGGGGAGCAAGAAAGCUGACACCAAUGCCCUUACAGAAAUUGACAGCCCAGCAAACCUGGUGACUGACCGGGUGACUGAGAAUACCGCCACCAUCUCCUGGGACCCGGUGCAGGCCACCAUUGACAAGUAUGUGGUGCGCUACACCUCUGCUGAUGACCAAGAGACCAGAGAGGUUCUGGUGGGGAAGGAGCAGAGCAGCACUGUCCUGACAGGCCUGAGGCCAGGUGUGGAGUACACAGUGCAUGUCUGGGCCCAGAAGGGGGACCGAGAGAGCAAGAAGGCUGACACCAACGCCUCGACAGACAUUGACAGCCCCAAAAACCUGGUGACUGACCGGGUGACAGAGAAUAUGGCCAUUGUCUCCUGGGACCCGGUGCAGGCUGCCAUUGACAAGUACGUGGUAUGCUACACCUCUGCCGAUGGAGAGACCAGGCAGGUUCCGGUGGGGAAGGAGCAGAGCAGCACUGUCCUGACAGGCCUGAGACCGGGCAUGGAGUACAUGGUGCAUGUGUGGGCCCAGAAGGGGGACCAGGAGAGCAAGAAGGUCGACACCAAGGCCCAGACAGACAUUGACAGCCCCCAAAACCUGGUGACUGACCGGGUGACAGAGAAUAUGGCCACUGUCUCCUGGGACCCGGUGCAGGCCACCAUUGACAGGUAUGUGGUGCGCUACACCUCUGCCAAGGACGGAGAGACCAGGGAGGUUCCGGUGGGGAAGGAGCAGAGUAGCACUGUCCUGACGGGCCUGAGGCCGGGUGUGGAGUACACAGUGCACGUGUGGGCCCAGAAGGGGGCCCAGGAGAGCAAGAAGGCUGACACCAAGGCCCAGACAGACAUUGACAGCCCCCAAAACCUGGUCACUGACCGGGUGACAGAGAAUACAGCCACUGUCUCCUGGGACCCAGUGCAGGCCACCAUUGACAGGUAUGUGGUGCGCUACACGUCAGCCAACGGAGAGACCAGGGAGGUUCCAGUGGGGAAGGAGCAGAGCAGCACUGUCCUGACGGGCCUGAGGCCAGGUGUGGAGUACACGGUGCACGUGUGGGCCCAGAAGGGGAACCAGGAGAGCAAGAAGGCUGACACCAAGGCCCAGACAGAAAUUGACAGCCCCAAAAACCUGGUGACUGGCUGGGUGACAGAGAAUAUGGCCACUGUCUCCUGGGACCCGGUGCAGGCCACCAUUGACAAGUAUGUGGUGCGCUACACCUCUGCCGACGGGGAGACCAGGGAGGUUCCGGUGGGGAAGGAGCACAGCAGCACCGUCCUGACGGGCCUGAGACCAGGCAUGGAGUACAUGGUGCACGUGUGGGCCCAGAAGGGGGCCCAGGAGAGCAAGAAGGCUGACACCAAGGCCCAGACAGAACUCGACCCUCCCAGAAACCUUCGUCCAUCUGCUGUAACGCAGUCUGGUGGCGUAUUGACCUGGACGCCCCCCUCUGCUGAGAUCCAUGGCUACAUUCUGACCUACCAGUUCCCAGACGGCACAGUUAAGGAGAUGCAGCUGGGACGAGAAGACCAGAGGUUUGAGUUGCAAGGCCUUGAGCAAGGCGCCACCUACCCUGUCUCCCUUGUUGCCUUUAAGGGUGGUCGCCGGAGCAGAAAUGUAUCCACCACCCUCUCCACAGUUGGUGCCCGUUUCCCACACCCUUCGGACUGCAGUCAGGUUCAGCAGAACAGCAAUGCCGCCAGUGGUCUGUACACCAUCUACCUGCACGGCGAUGCCAGCCGGCCCCUGCAGGUGUACUGUGACACGGACACGGAUGGAGGUGGCUGGAUUGUCUUCCAAAGGCGGAACACUGGGCAGCUGGAUUUCUUCAAGCGAUGGAGGAGCUAUGUGGAAGGCUUUGGGGACCCCAUGAAGGAGUUCUGGCUUGGACUUGACAAGCUACACAACCUCACCACCGGCACUCCAAUGCGGUAUGAAGUGAGAGUGGAUUUACAGACUGCCAAUGAAUCUGCCUAUGCUAUAUAUGAUUUCUUCCAAGUGGCCUCCAGCAAGGAGCGGUAUAAGCUGACAGUUGGGAAAUACAGAGGCACGGCAGGGGAUGCUCUUACUUACCACAAUGGAUGGAAGUUUACAACUUUCGACAGAGACAACGAUAUUGCACUCAGCAACUGUGCCCUGACGCAUCAUGGUGGCUGGUGGUAUAAGAACUGCCACUUGGCCAACCCCAAUGGCAGAUAUGGGGAGACCAAGCACAGUGAGGGGGUGAACUGGGAGCCUUGGAAAGGACAUGAAUUCUCCAUUCCUUACGUGGAGUUGAAAAUCCGCCCUCAUGGCUACAGCAGGGAGCCUGUCCUGGGCAGAAAGAAGCGGACGCUGGGAGGAAGGCUGCGAACGUUCUGAUGGCCCGUGUGAGCAGUCCUCGCAGGAGACACCACCAGCUGUGGGAGCUUGGGGCGGGGUGGGUAGUGGUCACUGGGGUCUGGGAGUGCUCAGAUAGCCCACAGAACAAAUCAUGUCACCAAGCUUCAAGCCAUGGAGGUUCCUUCCCUCUCACCUGCAUUUUUGCCCGUCUUUAUGAGGGUCUUGAAAAUCAAAAUAGUAGUUGCACAGUAUGUGUAGGAAAGACAGUACUGGAACGGUUUCUCAGCUUAUCUUCAGCAACAUAUAUACCGGAUUAGGGCAAGAGAAGGAAUCACCCAGCACUUCACCAAUUGGAAAUCUCUGGAAAUUUACCUCUAUGUAUUUAAAGCUCUGCUAAUGCAAAUCUUUUCUCUGGAAAGAAGCACAGAGGAGGGGUUCUGAUGACCCAGGGGUCAGGGCUGAGACAACAGGACGUUUGUCACCUCCUUUCCCAUUGGGUUUUUAUGAAAACAGUGUGAACCUCCCCCCUUUUAAUUUCUGGUGUUAUGAGGAAGAAUAAAGGGAAUAGAAGGGGCUAAGAUGGACUCAUGUUUAGCUAAGUUCUGACUUGUAUCCAGCAUGCUGGAGACCAAAGCUGCUGCCUUACUGCUAUUUUUAAGCGCCCUCUUUUCAGUCAUUUGCAUAAUUGUGUCCAUAGAGCUGCAUAUGUUGUGAAUAAAUUCUCACUCAUUUCAACUUUGAAUAAUUUGACUCUCUUCAUAAUUGGUUCCUCCCAAAGACUCUUCUACAACUCCUGUUCAUGCCCACCAGGCCUCAGACUCCCUCUUUUCCCCGCCCCGCACUAUUGGAGUCCUGGGUUUUGUGGGAGUGCUCAGCACCGUGAGUCUUACUGUUUGAUCGGUCAGUUGGCAAGAUCAGAUCCUUUUUGCUUAUUUUCUAUCAUUUUGGAGGGUUUUCUGUAGCAAAAUCAGUGACCAAUGAAGUAACUUAAAUUCCUAUUGAAGAAAAAAAAUAAUAAACCACUUGAUU
Pongo pygmaeus (Bornean orangutan) is the source of this 5038-nucleotide messenger RNA. RefSeq names its product tenascin N (gene TNN). Gene Ontology annotation, cellular component: perisynaptic extracellular matrix. Lineage: Eukaryota; Metazoa; Chordata; Mammalia; Primates; Hominidae. The transcript is spliced from 19 exons. Gene Ontology annotation, biological process: regulation of cell adhesion. The coding region runs from base 149 to 4048 and encodes 1299 amino acids. The record is from RefSeq and is a predicted model, not a curated record. Gene Ontology annotation, molecular function: protein binding.